UUGCAGCACGCCAGUUGGUUGGAGUGCACUGAGUCUCGUAUUUCAGCAAAUGCUGAAAUGCCCAGGGCCUCUGAGUUAGUUAGGCCCUGGGCACUCGAACGUGCGGCGUCUUACCUUGAGGGUAAGGCAGCCAAGUGGUUAGAUGGUGUAGUUGUGACGGCCGGGUACGGGAGACGCAUGGCGGAUUGGGCUAAGUCUUUGACUUUAGACCAAUUCAUGGAGAUGGUAGAAGCUCGAUGGCAUAACCCACAGGAGGCUCAAAGGGCCACUGAUGCCAUUAACAAACUGGACCAACGCAAGUUCAGGUCAGUUAGGGAGCUUACGACUACCGUUGAGAGCCUGAUCCUCGUCCCAGGCAUUAACUACAGCGACCAAUUCCUCUUGACUACGUUUGUCAGAUGUCUCCCAGAGAACAUCAGGAACUUACCAGCCAGUGAGGCACGUACCGAGUACCACUCAUUUGAGACAUUGUCUAGGAAGGCUUUAGAUUUGGAGGCCACGUUAGGCAAUGCUCAACCCACCUCAGGAAAUGACUCAAAGAAGAAGAAGAGUCCUCAGGAGUGGAAGAAGAAGGGGGCGAAGUUGAUGAUGGUGGAGUCUGAUGGCACUCAAACAGAAAUCGACGAGCUCUCUGACCUGGUGGACUACUCAGAGUAUGACGGCGAGGAGGUAGCUGAGGGUAGCACACUCGCCGCGGUAGUAAAGACUAAGGCAAGUGGCCGAGGGAAGGGCCAACCUAGGAGUCAAGGGAAGGCCGCCUCCAAUCAGACCAAAGAGGUUGAGUGGGUAAAGGCAGGUCUUGAUCAGGACGUGUGGCGUGACCACCGAAUGCGUGGCGCUUGCAUCAACUGCGGAGAAUACGGACACACGCAGUGGAAGUGUCAGAACGCUAAGGACCGGGUACGGCACCUUAGUAGACCAGCAGCAUCUACUUUGGCCAACAAAGAGCGCAUGAUUGUCACAGACUACAUCAAGGACGUAGUCUGUACCUUCUCCUAUGGAGGAGGAGAGCUUAACCAUAAGAUCUCGUUCUUGGUUAGCGACGACUUGCCAUUCKAAAUGUUGCUAGGCAUGUACUACCUCGAAGUUGCUAAGCCCCAGUUCGACUGGGAUAAGAAGGUGCUCAAGCAAAAGUUGCCCGAUGGCCGAACUGUCAGAUUGACUAAGUUCAAGGCCAGCAAUAUAGCAGAUACCUAUGGUUGCUUGUGUGCAUCAGCAUUCUACAAUUACUAUAAACAGAACCAAGAGGAGGGUAUGUACCUUGUUUAUGUCUCUGAGAAGGGGGAGGUCGUUAAAACACCCCCAGAGAUAGAACGCAUCGUUGCUAAGUUCCCUGAUCUGUUCGAGGAGCCCUUAAGAGUUGUUGAUAGGGAAGUCGUCCACGCUAUAGAAAUCAUUCCAGGGAAUAAGUUUGUCGUGGUCUACUUAGACGAUAUUUUGAUUUUUAGUAAGUCUGCCGAGGAGCGCGCACAACAUGUUGAGACCGUACUCUCACUCCUACGACAGCACAAGUAUAAGGUCAACUUAGAGAAGUGCGAGUUUGGCCGCACUAAGAUACUAUACUUGGGUCAUGAAGUAUCCGCGRAAGGGAUUAGGCCGGAAGAUGCGAAGGUGGCUAGUAUUCGAGACUGGCCAGGACCUCAGAUAGUCACUGAGGUCAGAUCUUUCUUAGGAAUGUGCGGCUACUAUAGGAACUUCGUAAAGAACUAUUCUACAGCCGCCUCUCCUUUGACAGAUCUAAUUCAACUUGACACGCCGUGGGACUGGAGUGAUGAGUGCGAAGGUGCUUUCAAGCGAUUGAAGCAUGCACUCAUGAAUCAUGAACUUCUCAUGGUUCCCGAUCCGCAAAAGCCAUUCAUAGUGACCAUUGACGCAAGCCAAUACGGCAUUGGCGCAGUGCUGGCUCAGCAGGAUGGGAAAAAGUUGAGACCGAUUGAGUACAUGAGAUUGAGUGUUUCCAUGGAUUUCAUGGACACUCUUAUGACCAGCAAGAGUGGUAAGAGGCACAUUUUCGUCAUCAUUGACCGAUUCACCAAAUACGCUAGACUAAUUCCAAUGCCAGAGACAGCCAAGACGGAAUACGUCAUCAAGUUGUUCAAGGACAACUGGGUAAGGGACUUUGGUUUACCAAAGACUAUCAUUAGUGACCGAGACGUCCGAUUCAUAAGUGAGCUGUGGAAGAAGACUGUGGAACAGAUGGGCAGUCAACUUCAGAUGACUUCAGGGAAUCAUCCCGAAGCCAACGGACAGGCUGAACAAAUGAAUAGAGUUGUACAGCACUUGCUGAGGCAUUACAUGAAGCCCAGCUAGGACGACUGGGAUGAGCAGUUACCUCUCAUCGCCAGCCUGUACAACAACGCUAUACAUAGUAGUACCGGCGUUAGUCCUAACCAGCUGCACUUAGGAUGGAAGCCUAGAUCAACAUUAGACUUCCUCCUACCUGAAAACUGACCCGCUGCAACUCCAGGCACACUUGAAUACGGUGUGCAAUAUGAGAAGUUGCUGCAAGACGCUGUUGAACAUAUGAAGAAAGCUCAGCAAGCCAUGAUUGCUUCUGAGAAUCAACAUCGCAGACAGUC
Messenger RNA from Chara braunii, 2579 nucleotides. The record is from the annotation of a GenBank genome assembly. Lineage: Eukaryota; Viridiplantae; Streptophyta; Charophyceae; Charales; Characeae.